AUGACACUCAAGGAGGGUGCAGAUAGGAAAGAGCCGGAUAUCAAAAGCCGAACACGAAAUCUGUAUGCAAUCUUGGACUAUAAUUGGGCCAUUUUCCCUUGCACAGCGGCAAUCUUAUUCCUGGGCCUUUAUGUCGUUGUGCCUGACGCCCGGUGGACACCAGACUGCACCGUACUCGCCAUGAUUCUGGGUCCAUUCCUGCUGUUCCAGCUCCCGCCAUACUACAUCCUCUGGGGACUCUGCCUCCUCAUACGACCCUUCGCGUAUGCGAAAUCAUCUAAAAAGCGUCCAUUCCGCAGUCUGAAACACUGGAAUCGGCUCAGCAAGAGGGAUCGCAUCAGCUUUCACGUGGUCGUUGACUCAGUGCCAAACCCUUUCGUAGGCAUGCUCCCUGACUUUGUGGAGCUGCUGGAGGUACCGUCUUCGUUUCGGCCAGAUCACGCAAGGCACAAAGCGAGAGUGCUAGAGUGGUGCCGACGGCACUGGCGAUUGUCAGAAGAGAACUGGGUCCUGCAUCUCGACGAGGAGACGGAGAUUACGGAGGAGGUAAUGAGUUCGUGCUUGGAAUUCAUUGAGCGGGGCGCCGAUGAUAUUGGCAUGGGAACAAUCUUCUACAACGCCCACAAUCACUGGAAGAACCCCCUCCUGACCAUAGCCGAGGCCCUCCGAGUUGCAGAGGACCUUGGCCGGUUCCAGCUGCCGGUCCGGCUCUUUCAACGUCCAUUGCUCGGCUGGAUGCACGGCAGCUUUAUUUUGAUCAAUGAGCAGGCGGAGAAUGCAGUCACCUGGGAUACAGAUUGUCUGGCUGAGGACUUUUGGUUCGCGUACCAUGCUGCAAAACAAGGGUUCAAAACGGGCUGGAUCCAUGCCGUCGCACGCGAACAGCCCCCGGAGAGCCUGGAGGAUCUCGUCCGACAACGCCGGAUAUGGUACAGCGGAAUCAUGUCCGUUCCGGACUGGUCGGUCAGACUGGCAUUGGCAAUUCCGAUGCUUGAGACUUUUGUGCAUUUGGGCUUGUAA
Aspergillus brunneoviolaceus CBS 621.78 is the source of this 1020-nucleotide messenger RNA. RefSeq names its product glycosyltransferase family 2 protein. The record is from RefSeq and is a predicted model, not a curated record. Gene Ontology annotation, molecular function: beta-1,4-mannosyltransferase activity. Lineage: Eukaryota; Fungi; Ascomycota; Eurotiomycetes; Eurotiales; Aspergillaceae. The coding region runs from base 1 to 1020 and encodes 339 amino acids. The transcript has 5 exons. Gene Ontology annotation, cellular component: cytoplasm.